Hordeum vulgare subsp. vulgare (domesticated barley) is the source of this 859-nucleotide messenger RNA. Its product is annotated as thioredoxin-like protein CITRX, chloroplastic. Lineage: Eukaryota; Viridiplantae; Streptophyta; Magnoliopsida; Poales; Poaceae. Gene Ontology annotation, biological process: plastid organization; cell redox homeostasis. The coding region runs from base 75 to 635 and encodes 186 amino acids. Gene Ontology annotation, molecular function: protein-disulfide reductase activity. The record is from RefSeq and is a predicted model, not a curated record. Gene Ontology annotation, cellular component: thylakoid. The transcript has a single exon.
GUGCGCACGCAACCCAAACCCCUUCAGUUCACCUCGAGGAUAGGAUUUUGCUCGUCCCGCAAACCUCUCCGGCCAUGGCCUCCUUCCCGCUGGCAUCCGCCGGCCGCUCCCUCCCCCCGCAAGGCUUCCACCACCCGGCAGCCGCGACCACCCGCACCGUCUCCAUCCCAUCCCCCCCUGCUUCUUCAAAGGGCGCCGCCCCCCGCAGCCUCAGCGCCAGGAGCCACCGCGACCGCAGGCCAACCGUUCGACGGAACGCCGCGGAGGCCUACGUCCCGGGCUCCGGCAAGUACAUCGCGCCGGACUACCUCGUGAGGAAGGUGUCGGCCAGGGAGCUGGAGGAGCUCGUCAGGGGGCAGCGGAGGGUGCCGCUCGUCGUGGACUUCUACGCCACCUGGUGCGGGCCGUGCGUGCUCAUGGCGCAGGACGUCGAGACGCUCGCGGUCGAGUACGAGGACACCGCGCUGUUCGUCAAGGUGGACACGGACGAGGAGUACGAGUUCGCGAGGGAUAUGCAGGUCAGGGGGCUGCCCACGCUCUAUUUCUUCAGCCCGGACCAGGGCAAGGACGCCAUUAGGACCGAGGGGCUAAUUCCGAUCGAAAUGGUCAGGAACAUCAUCGAUAACGAGCUGUGAGUUCAGUUUAAUGUCUCUAGUAGCUACGCUUUCUAGCCGAGUCUUGUACUAGUUCUUAGCGUUUAUUUAGGCGCAGUCCGCGUGGUUGAUUGGAGCUUUGUGUUGCUCCGUCCUAGGUUCCCGUGUGCAAGAUCUGCAUGAGCAGAAUGUAGCAUCAUUGUUCGAACCUGAGACUAACGAAUUGGUUCUCUAUUGCACCAUUCUUGUGUGCAUUGGCAUUGAAA